UCCGUUAAGGCCCAAGGAAUCUCCAUAAAAACCCUUUGCUUCUUCAAAAUUUAGGGUUUCAGAUUUGUCUAGAGAAGCCGCCGCCGUAGUCUCAGAACAGCAGAAGAAGCAAGCAAUGGCGAGGAUUAAGGUUCAUGAGUUGAGGCAGAAAUCAAAAACCGAUCUUUUGGCUCAGUUGAAAGAUCUCAAAGCUGAGCUCGCUCUUCUUCGCGUCGCUAAAGUUACCGGUGGUGCACCUAACAAGCUCUCCAAGAUCAAGGUGGUAAGGCUGUCCAUUGCUCAAGUAUUGACUGUAAUCUCACAGAAGCAGAAGGCUGCAUUGAGGGAGGCAUAUAAGAAGAAGAAGUUCCUGCCUCUUGAUCUUCGUCCCAAGAAGACCCGAGCCAUCCGCCGAAGGCUUACCAAGCACCAGGCAUCAUUGAAGACUGAAAGGGAGAAAAAGAAGGAAAUGUACUUCCCAAUGAGGAAGUAUGCCAUUAAGGUGUAGGGGUAGGAGCUCUCACAUCCCAUUUACUUCCAAUUAGUUCUCACUUUCUAGUGGUGUGCUCGUAGACUCGAUCUGUCGUUUUGUUUGAUUUUAAUGUUUGUCAACUCUUUUUCCUUGUCAAGAUUGUGAUCAUUUUGAUGUAGUGGUAAUCGAUGAGUUUUUGCUUUUGUUGA
Hibiscus syriacus is the source of this 660-nucleotide messenger RNA. RefSeq names its product 60S ribosomal protein L35-like. Gene Ontology annotation, biological process: maturation of LSU-rRNA from tricistronic rRNA transcript (SSU-rRNA, 5.8S rRNA, LSU-rRNA); translation. NCBI's taxonomy places the organism in Eukaryota, Viridiplantae, Streptophyta, Magnoliopsida, Malvales, Malvaceae. Bases 116 to 487 code for a protein of 123 amino acids. The transcript has 4 exons. Gene Ontology annotation, cellular component: ribosome; cytosolic large ribosomal subunit. The record is from RefSeq and is a predicted model, not a curated record. Gene Ontology annotation, molecular function: structural constituent of ribosome; mRNA binding.